Messenger RNA from Cydia strobilella, 1159 nucleotides. RefSeq lists its product as uncharacterized. The transcript has 2 exons. NCBI's taxonomy places the organism in Eukaryota, Metazoa, Arthropoda, Insecta, Lepidoptera, Tortricidae. The coding region runs from base 261 to 1109 and encodes 282 amino acids. Gene Ontology annotation, cellular component: cytoplasm. The record is from RefSeq and is a predicted model, not a curated record. Gene Ontology annotation, biological process: regulation of proteolysis; proteasome-mediated ubiquitin-dependent protein catabolic process. Gene Ontology annotation, molecular function: ubiquitin protein ligase binding.
CACUUCAAUUUUUUUCUUGUAGGUAACCAUAACUCCAAUUCCAAUUGUCAAAACUCGAUCUCGAAUAAAAAACGGUAGACUAGACUCACUAGAAUUACAGGAAUCCGUAAUUAAAUAAGUUUCAUCAAAGUUGUUGCAAGAAGUAAAUUAAAUACGUAUGUACUUAAGUCAAACUUGAGUUGAAAAUUGUAUUUUUUGAUAAGUGUGUAUUCAAUUAGUGGUGCGUUACCUACAAUCUAGGGCUCCUUAGUACCUACAUCAUGCCGAUAACAGUAAAAGUCAAAGAAAAACAGCUGGAUUCAUUCUUGAAACUCACAUGUAUUAUUGGUCUUUCUGAUGAAGAUAAAAUGAUACAUGUAACAAAUAAUUUUAUUGUUAAUGGUUUGGCUAAUGUAUGUUUAAGAUUUAAAUGCAAUGGUAUGGGAACCCCCCUCGUAUGUAGUAUCUUAUCAUUUAGCCUUAAAAAGGCUGAAGGCUGGAAAGUCAAACUGAAAGUAUCUUGUCAAGAAACAGAUAUACCGUUUUAUUCUGAAUGGGUGUGCAAUGGCCAAUGGAAAACGAUUGGACAGAGAUUGUGCUCCGAUACAUCAUUAGAUAAUGUCUAUAUAAACAUUAUCAAUAUUAAUAUAACUACUGGUAAGGUGGAAGAAUCCUUUCAUAAGAAGAUUUAUGAUGAUGUUGAUUUUACUGAUUUUAACUUGAGUGCUGCUGAUGGGAGCGUGGCUGUCCACAGAACAUACCUAGCGGCCCAUAGUGAUGUGUUUCGAGCAAUGUUAAGGAAAGAGUGGAAGGAGGCAACGGAGGGCUGUGUCCAGAUAGAGGGAGUCACUCGGCAGACCCUCCAGCACUUGAAGGAUUACAUGUACCUCCGCACUUUGCCUAAUGAAGGCCUUGAGCCCCUACUAUUGCUAGGUUCAUACUACUUAAUGGAUGAUCUGAAAGAACAGUGUGUCUCAAAGCUGGCUCUUAAUUGUACAUCUAAAGAGUGGAGUAGACUUCUAGAAUUUGCUGCGGUGAAUAAAAUAUCUGAAUUGAUUAGUGGCCUGAUGCUGAAUCCCUCAACGGCUGUUCAAAAGCAGAAGGAGAAGGAGGUUGAAGAUAAGGAAUGAAAACAGUAUAGUGGAGAUAAUAUUUUUUAUGUUAUUAAAGAAGAAGUUAA